This is a messenger RNA of Chiroxiphia lanceolata (lance-tailed manakin), 7155 nucleotides long. RefSeq names its product SNF2 histone linker PHD RING helicase (gene SHPRH). The coding region runs from base 138 to 5327 and encodes 1729 amino acids. Lineage: Eukaryota; Metazoa; Chordata; Aves; Passeriformes; Pipridae. The transcript has 31 exons. Gene Ontology annotation, cellular component: nucleosome; nucleus. Gene Ontology annotation, molecular function: DNA binding; ATP-dependent chromatin remodeler activity; ubiquitin protein ligase activity. Gene Ontology annotation, biological process: protein polyubiquitination; DNA damage response; nucleosome assembly. The record is from RefSeq and is a predicted model, not a curated record.
CACCGUCCCCCUCGCACCGCCCCCCCGCCGCCGCCGCCGCUGUGCGGGGGGGCCCGCCCGAGCCGGGAGCAGCCACGGCCGCCGGGGCCGCAGCGUCACCGCUUAGGGACUGAAAGUACUGUUGAGAAAACAACAAAAUGAGUAGUCGACGAAAACGUGCACCUCCAUCGAAAGUAGAUGAGGAGAAGAAGAAAAAGCUCUGCUGGAACAUGCAUGAAGACCGGAGAAAUGAGAUAGUAACAUUAGAUGAUGAAGUGACUAAUGAGGACCAUGUUCCAGUUCCAAGCACUUCUGCAUCCUUCAUUGUUAUAAAUGAUGAUAGCACUGAUGAAGAUCUUGUACAAAAAGAAGGCAGUGGCUCAAAAUCUGUUAAGUUUUUGACAGUUAAUGAUGAAGAAGACUCUUAUUCCAUCUUGACUCCUGUGUCUGUACAGCUAAAUAUUAUAGUCUUGCCAUACCGUGCAGAUGGGUCCUGGAAGGUUUUGUUGGGAGAAUUUGCUCUACAUCUUCCUUCUGAGCAAAUUCUAGCUGACGAAUUCCAUGAAAGGAGCUUUACUUUAAUGAGAGGAGACUCUGACGAUCAGCUGCAGGUCUGUGUUCAUGAAAGAAGUGAAGAAGAGUAUAGUAAUGAAACUAAAGAAUACCUGGGUGCUUAUGAACAACGUAUUUUGGUGGAACCAACUUUAAGUGGUGAAAUAUUGGAAGGCUUGAGAUGGUUGCAAAAGAAAAAGAUAAUUGGACUUUAUCAAAGACCUGGAGAGGCUCAGACUUUAAAGGUUGGAAUUUACCUUCUUGAAGCUGGGCUAAGUAAACCAGAGUUUCUCAGUGAUGGAGGUGGAAGGCCCAAAAAAGCCAAUCAGCUGAUUCAAAAACUCAUGGAAAAGUUCUACAGUUUUUUAAUUCCAGGAUAUAUUUUUAUGGACUACGUGGUUCAGUGCUUACAAGUGAAGAGGCAUUUGCUGGAAGGGAAGACGUGCGCCUCAAAGUUACUGAAGCAAGAAUGUGGAUAUGAGCUGGAGGAAGAUGAGGAAGAAUCCGACAUGGAACUAGAGCGACAAAAUAUUGAAGAGCUUUAUGACUUUGUAAGACACACCCAUCAGCAGGAUAUCCAGUUACUUAGAAAGGACGUGCAGCAUCCUGCAUUAAUUCCCAUUCUGAGGCCAUACCAAAGUGAGGCUGUGAAUUGGAUGCUUCACCGAGAGAACCACACAAACGCUCCAAGCAGUGAAAAUGCACUGCACUUCUUAUGGCGAGAGGUGAUCACUCUGGAUGGAGUAAAAAUCUACUAUAAUCCAUUCACUGGCUGUAUUAUCCGUGAAUACCCAACUGCUGGACCCCAGUGGCCUGGAGGUAUUUUGGCAGAUGAGAUGGGUCUUGGAAAAACAGUAGAAGUGUUGGCUCUUAUUCUGAAUCAUACUGGACCAGAUAUUAAACAAGAUGAUCUGACAUUACCUGAGGGUAAGCUUGUGAACUUCUUUGUUCCACCUCAACCUUUAGAAGGAAAUAAAAAGAAAAAACCAAAGGAAAUGGAGCCUAAAUUGAAGGAAAAAAUACAAUAUCCCAGCUUACGAGUGAUGAUAUUAACAGCUGUAAAAGAAAUGAAUGUGAAGAAAGGAGCAUCCAUCGUUGCAAUAUUUAAGUACAUCAGUGCUAUUUAUAGGUAUGACACACAGAGAAAUAGACGGCUUCUCAAAAGAACUCUAGAAAAACUAAUUGCAGAACAUGUAGUAGAGCAAGUCAAAGGACAUGGUCUGGCUGGGUCUUUCAAGCUGGGAAAGAAUUACAAGGAACAGAAGAAGCGAGAAAGAACCAAAGAGCAGGUAGCAAAGACUUCAGAAAAUACUCAGAAGAAGCAGCUGACUGAUGCUAAAACUCAAACCAAAGAAUCAAAAAAUAGUGGUAUCACAUCUGAACACAUCUGUAAAACUGCUUCACGGGUGGAUAUUGCCAUGGAAGAACAUGAUUAUUGUACACCUAGCAAAAAUAACAAGAAAUCUGAACCAGAUCAUGAGAACUCUGUAAAAGAAAAUAAUGUUAAGCAGGAAACUGUCAUCCCAAAAUCUCCUGAUUUGCACGGCAGCCUCCUUGUCUCCAGUGACAUGAGUAGUCAUCCUGAUUUUGAUGUUUCUAAAACUACAGCUGAUGUCCAGCAGGAAAUCCCAAAGGUCCCGUCCUCACAUUCCCAAGAACAUGGUGACAGUAGUGUACAACAUACCAGUUCUGUAUUUCCAUUUAAUACCUCUGAAUAUCGUUUUGAAUGCAUCUGUGGUGAGCUUGGAUUGGCCGACUACAAAGCUCGUGUGCAGUGCCUGAAAUGCUACUUAUGGCAGCAUGCAGAAUGUGUAAACUACAAAGAGGAGAACCUGAAGAGCAGGCCCUUCUACUGUCCCCAUUGCCUUGUGGCAAUGAAACCAGUUCCCACAGGAGCGACUCUGAUAAUUUCUCCGAGUUCUAUUUGUCAUCAGUGGGUAGAUGAGAUCAAUAGGCAUGUAAGAUCAUCUUCUCUUCGCGUUCUGGUGUAUCAAGGUGUGAAGAAGCAUGGCUUUUUGCAGCCACACAUGUUGGCAGAGCAGGAGGUGGUUAUCACCACGUAUGAUGUCCUGCGCACUGAACUGAACUAUGUGGACAUCCCCCACAGCAACAGCGAAGACGGGCGCCGCUUCAGGAACCAGAAGCGGUACAUGGCCAUCCCAAGCCCCUUAGUAGCAGUGGAGUGGUGGAGGAUCUGCCUCGAUGAAGCACAAAUGGUUGAAUGCACUACUGCAAAGGCUGCUGAAAUGGCACUCCGUUUAAGUGGAAUCAAUCGCUGGUGUGUCAGUGGUACUCCUGUGCAGCGAGGAUUAGAAGAUCUGUAUGGAUUAGUCCUUUUUCUUGGAGUUGAUCCUUACUGGGUCAAACAUUGGUGGGACCAACUUUUAUAUCGACCUUAUUGUAGGAAAAAUCCCCGGCCUCUUUACAGUCUAAUUGCGAAGAUAAUGUGGAGAUCAGCAAAGAAGGAUGUGAUUGACCAAAUUCAAAUACCCCCUCAGACAGAAAAUAUACACUGGCUUCACUUCUCUCCUGUGGAGAGACACUUCUAUCAUCGCCAGCAUGAGGUGUGCUGCCAGGAUGCAUUGGCAAAACUCAGGAAGAUUUCAGACUGGACUCUUAAGCUUAGCAGCCUAGAUAGAAGGACUGUGACUUCCAUACUAUACCCAUUGCUACGGCUGAGGCAGGCCUGCUGUCAUCCACAAGCUGUUCGGGGAGAGUUCUUGCCAUUACAGAAAAGCACCAUGACCAUGGAGGAACUGUUAGCAUCUCUGCAAAAGAAAUGUCGAACGGAGUGUGAAGAAGCUCACCGACAGCUAGUGUGUGCUCUUAAUGGCUUAGCUGGUAUCCAUAUCAUUAAAGGAGAAUAUGCAUUGGCUGCGGAGCUAUACAGAGAAGUAUUAAGAUCAUCUGAAGAGCACAAAGAAAAGCUCAAAACAGAUUCCUUGCAAAGACUUCAUUCUACACAUAAUUUGAUGGAAUUGUUGGCAAAGCACCCAGGAAUUCCCCCAACUUUGCGUGAUAGCCGACUUGCAGAAGAGGCAGAACAACUUCGACAACAUUAUAUGAGUAAAUCCAAUGCAGAAGUUGCAGAAGCCCAUCAGGCCUUACAGCCAGUUCUUCAAACCAUUCGGGAGCUCCAGAGAAAGAUACAUUCUGGUUCUCCUUGGUGGUUGGAUGUCAUCCAGACAGCAAUACAGUAUGCCAUUGAUGAGGAGCUUGUUCAACGUGUACAAAACGAAAUAACCUGCAACUACAAACAGCAGACUAAUAAACUCUCCAUGGCAGAGAAAUUCCGUGACUGCAGAGGCCUUCAAUACCUGCUCACAACCCAGCUGGAUGAAGUGAAGAAGUUCCAAAAGAUUGUAAGAGAAGCAGUGAAAAACUUAGAAGGGCCUCCUUCUAAGCAGGUUAUUGAGGCUGCCACUAUCUGCCAUUUGCGACCUGUUAGACUUCCACUCAACAACUGUGUCUUUUGUAAGGCUGACGAAUUGUUCACAGAAUAUGAGUCGAAGCUCUUUAUGCAUAGUGUUAAAGGCCAAAUGGCAAUAUUCGAGGAGAUGAUAGAAGACCAAGAGGGGCUUGUUGAUGACCGUUUGCCCACUACAAGUAGAGGACUGUGGGCAACCAGUGAAACCGAACGUGCCUUGAAAGCUCUUCUCUCCUUUGCCAAAGCUCACCGAAUGGAUGUUAGGCUAACUGAAGAAGGGAGCAUAUUCCUGGAACUCUUUGAAGCAUGGAAAAAGGAAUAUAAGUUACUUCAUGAAUAUUGGAUGGUACUUAGGGAUCAUGUGUCUGCUAUUGAUGAACUGGCAAUGGCUACGGAAAGACUGAGAGUGCGUCAUCCUGAUGAGCCAAAACCAAAUCCACCAGUUCUCCACAUCAUAGAACCACAUGAGGUAGAGCAAAAUCGAGUGAAACUUCUGAAUGACAAGGCUGUUGCCAAAUCACAGCUUCAGAAGAAAUUGGGACAACUUCUAUAUCUCACUAAUCUGGAGAAAUCUCAGGAUAAAACUACUGGGGGAAUUAACCCAGAACCGUGUCCAAUCUGUGCUCGUCAACUGGGAAGACAGUGGGCAGUGCUGACAUGUGGACAUUGCUUUUGUAACGAGUGUAUAGCCAUCAUCAUCCAACAGUACAGCGUUGGCACCCGCCGGAGCUCAAUUAAGUGUGCCAUCUGCAGGCAGACAACAUCCCACAAAGAAAUAUCGUAUGUCUUUACUGCAGAAGCUGCAAAUCAGGAGGAUGAUAUUCCUGUAAAGGGAAGUCACUCCACCAAAGUGGAAGCUGUGGUCCGAACACUGAAGAGAAUUCAAUUUAAAGAUCCAGGGGCUAAAUCCUUAGUUUUCUCAACGUGGCAAGAUGUAUUGGAUAUAAUUUCAAAAGCUUUGUAUGACAACAACAUGAUUUUUUCUCAGAUCAAUGGAAUUAGUAAAUUUCAGGAAAAUCUUUCUGCAUUUAAAUAUGAUCCCAACAUCAAUAUUUUGCUGCUGCCUCUUCACACUGGUUCCAAUGGACUAAACAUCAUCGAAGCAACUCACGUUCUGCUUGUGGAACCCAUUCUGAAUCCAGCACAUGAGCUACAGGCUAUUGGCAGAGUACAUCGUAUUGGCCAAACAAAAUCUACCAUUGUUCACAGGUUCCUGAUAAAAGCAACAAUAGAAGAGAGAAUGCAGACUAUGCUGAAAACUGUAGAUAGAAGUCACACGAGCUCUUCCAUGAAACAGUCAGAAGCCUCGGUGUUGACAGUGGCAGAUUUGGCUGACCUUUUUACAGAGGAAACUGAAGAACUUGAGUAAAAACAUUGGUUUGGCCUAAUGAAAUCAGAAAGUACCUGACCUAAUAAGCACCAGGAUAUAAUCCACUUGAUCUAUCAUUCCUGUAAACAUCAUCUAACAUUUGUUACAGAGUGAUUGGAAAUUGAAAAGUCUUAAUUGUUACUGGUUUAUUCUUUGGUGAAGCUCAUAGCAGCACACACUUCUGGUGGCACUGGAGAAAAGUUGCACUUUGCACAUUAUACAAAAACAUGGAUUUUAUUCCCAAAGAGCAUUUGAGCUGGAUGCUAAAACUGAGAUCUUGGACCCUUGGUUGAGAGGAUUUUUACCAUCAGGUUUGAUUGGCUAGUAGCUCUAUCUGAGAGCAAAACUAUGUGGGUGGUUGGGUGGGAAAGGGAAGCAGAAAAAUACAAAUCUAAUUUUUUUUACUGUACAAAGAGUUGUUAGAAAGAAUGAGUGUAAAUUAAUAUUCUUCUAGAAAGGGCUUGUUAGAUUUAAUGCAGAGUUACUAAAUGUCUUAUUGUUAAAACUUCAAAUGACUAAUCUUUACUAAUAAUUUGGAUAUUUGUAUUAGGCUUUUAGAUAUUCAUAAAGACUUGUGACAGUUAAAUAUUUCAUUGUUAAUGCUUACUUAUUGCAAAAAGAUGAUAAUUAAAUUAUGCUUUUUGUAUAUAUGUUGGUCUGGUGAUCAGUUAAAGACUUGAACUUGCUGUACAUGUUUUCACUUGAAGCUGUGACUAAUUUAGUGCUCUGUUUAAAAAAAAGGCAUUUGUUACAGAAUUUUCAAAAAAUUAAUUGGUUAAGCCGCUGAUCACUUUGGAAUCAUAUGAUGUGCUUGUCUGCAUUUUCUCACUAUGAUAUUUUUGUCUAGUUCUCCCCCUUAAAGAUACAGCAAUUUAAAUAUAUAAAAUAGAUGAAAUUAAGGUAGGCAGUCUAAUUCUUAGGUGCCUGGUCUAAGUGAGAUAAACAGUGGAACUUUGUGGAGCUUCGUCCUGAUAUGCGAGAUCACUCUACGCUAUCUCUGUUAACAGCAGAUAGUUUGGAAAACAAAUGCAGGCUAACUUUUAGACUGCUAAAAGUAGGCAAGAUAAAUUUUAAGCCUUUUGACAUAGGUUAUGGAUUCACACUUAUAUAACAUUUGUUUCUGAAGAUGUUACAGAAGCAAGCUCAGUUACAUAGUUGAUGUUAAACACAAGUUUGUGUUUAGAGAGUGAGCAUAAGCAACAGGCUAUGUCCCUCAAAUUACAAUAUUUACUGUUUCAGUAGGCAAUGUAUUUUGUAUAUUUUAAAAAUCUUACUUGAGGUGGAAAUUAAAAUUAGUCCUGUAAGAAAUCUCAUUGUAGAAUUUUUACUCUAAUCAUGUCAGCUGAUUCGUCAUAGAUUUCUAUAGUUAUUGAGCUUCUUGAGUUUUGUUUUCAGUCAUACCAGCAUUUGAGCUGCACAGUCAGGUAUUAAGCCUAUCCACAUGACAGGCAAGUUUUCUGCUUCUGACAACAGAGGUGAAUGGAAUUUGCAAGAAUAAUACUGUAUCAAGAAGUGGGGUUUUCGCAUUUAUAUUCUGUUGGCCUUCUGGACCAAUUGGAUACUUUUUUCUAAAGACUAUUUGAGUAACUUUACAGACAAUGUAUCUGUUUCCCAUAUUUGUAAUAUGUGCUAGUUGGCUUAGCCCAGAAAGCCAACCGCAUCCUGGGCUGCAUCAGAAGCAGUGUGUCCAGCAGGUCGAGGGAGGUGAUUCUGCCCCUCUACUCUGCUCUGAUGAGACCUCUCCUGGAGUUCUGCAUCCAGUUGUGGGACCCCCAGCACAGAAAGGACAUGGGCCUGUUGGAGCCAGUCCAGAGGAGGGCCACUAAGU